Porites evermanni is the source of this 387-nucleotide messenger RNA. The record is from the annotation of a GenBank genome assembly. Lineage: Eukaryota; Metazoa; Cnidaria; Anthozoa; Scleractinia; Poritidae.
GUACUCUAUUACCAUCUUAAAAAUGUCAGGCGUAUAAGAAAAUAUUUAAGUGCCAAAGCAACACAAACAUUGGCUAAUGUACUAAUAAUAGGACGUAUCCAUUAUUUUAACAGUAUUCUAUAUGGUCUUCCGUUCAUACAUAUUACAAAACUUCGACGCCUUAGAGCUCUGCAACAAGAAAAUUUUUAAUAUACCUAGAUUUUCACACAUCACUCCGGUUUUACAUUCAUGACACUGGCUUCCAGUGAAAUUUAGGAUAGAAUUUAAAAUUAUGUUUAUUACAUUUAAAGCAAUUUAUGGGCUAAUGCUCCAAGUUAUAUUUGUGAACUUAUUAAUAUCAAUGAAAGUGGAGGGUACAACUUGAGGUCAAACAAAGGACUCCUCCUA